This is a messenger RNA of Serpula lacrymans var. lacrymans S7.9, 1444 nucleotides long. RefSeq lists its product as uncharacterized. The coding region runs from base 170 to 1225 and encodes 351 amino acids. Lineage: Eukaryota; Fungi; Basidiomycota; Agaricomycetes; Boletales; Serpulaceae. The record is from RefSeq and is a predicted model, not a curated record. The transcript is spliced from 8 exons.
CCGCUGGACAGCCUCCAAGACCCUCGUGAAUGCAUAGUUUGAUCAGACACCGUCAUCAUCGUAUGUAUCGACAGCGGCAUAUUUCGUCCGUGCAAUGUCGUCCAUGUGGUAGGAAAAUAGGGUAUAAAAGCCAGCUUAGUCUUCGUCCACACUGUCCUUCGAUUUCACGAUGUUCACUUCGAUGCUCUCCGUUUUUACUUUCCUAAUUGCUACCACUAAUGCUUCGCCCUUCGUGCUUCCUCGGGACGCAUCCGACACAGACAGUUGUCAGUCACUCAAAAACGCCUGCAACGCCAACGUCACCGAUUUAUCCCAUUUCUACAACGACACUGCAUGCGUUCUUUUUACCGUUUGCUCGGCACCUCCACAAGUUCCCUCUGCUGUCCUUUUUCAGAAUGGCGCCCCUGCCGAUCAGCCGCGUAUGAAUGAGAGCUUCUUCAUGACAAUGUCUGGCGGCCAAGAUUACAUGAGUCAACAGGCAUUCAUCGAUGCAUACUAUGGUCAGAUCUCGAUAACUCCGAACGGCACAUACCCAUCGACUGUUGAUGACGUGAUUGCGCACUGGGAGAACAUUGCAGCGUGGACUGGCUAUUGCGACACUCUCAACGUACCCUAUUCUAACUUUGCUGAUUGGCUCGAAUAUUCAUCCGUCCCAGGCGUCUGUCCCGCUGUGGCUUCUUGCAAUGCGACUAUAGCAAACGAGACACUGCCAUGUGUUCCCCAGCCCAUUACUGACAACGGUAGCUGCAGCGAAGUAGCAAGCGAAUGUGUUUUCUGGGUCGCCGAUGGUCUCUUCCAGAACGAGUACUGUGUCCUCUCCAGCUUCUGCUACGCUGAAGCCUCCACGGAUGUGUUGCUUCAGCACUUGUACCCAUCUUAUGUUUCAGACCACCCGACGACGGCGUCUGAGGCACGUCUCUCUCAAGCUGUAUUUUACAACAUAACAGGGGGUGCCCAGACCAUGUCUGAGCAAAACGUGAUCGACGCAUACUACGGUGCUCUCACUGGCACUUGGAUUGACUUGGGAGGCCCAUUCGGCGCUGAGACCCCAGGAAAGAGUAACAACAACGGACCCUACCCUACUUCAACCGACUACGUCUCCAACUUCUGGGGUAUCAUCAGUGCUUGGACGGGUUUCUGCGAUACGAAAGAGAUUCCGUAUGAUAACCUUGCUGAUUACUUGUCUUACGCUGCUACCAGCGGAUAUCACCCAGCAGCUUGCUGAAAAAGCAACUUUAGCCACGUUACGGACACUUCAUGGACACUUUACGGACAUUUUUGAAACACUUUUCACUUGGAUUACUUACUAAUGACGGCACGGACUAUAUUCUUGAUCUUGCUAUUUCUACUGCUUUCUUCGCUACAAACGAAGAUGAAUGUGUGCAACUUGUGGGUACAACCUUGAAUGGAUAAAAAUGUGAACACAAUGUAGAUGUUUAUGUUU